Messenger RNA from Cuculus canorus (common cuckoo), 3130 nucleotides. RefSeq names its product ST6 N-acetylgalactosaminide alpha-2,6-sialyltransferase 2 (gene ST6GALNAC2). NCBI's taxonomy places the organism in Eukaryota, Metazoa, Chordata, Aves, Cuculiformes, Cuculidae. Gene Ontology annotation, molecular function: sialyltransferase activity. The record is from RefSeq and is a predicted model, not a curated record.
UCCCCAGCUCGGCAAAAAAGCAGCUCAAAAGUGCUUUUUUUCUCAGCAAGUCUGAACCAGUCAGCCUGGUGCCUCCUCCCUCCGGCUCACACCCUCCCUCCCAGUGCUCCGGAGGAAUAUCCCAGCCUGCUCCAAGGUGCAGCUGGGCACCCAGGGCAGAGCCGUGUCUGCACCCACUGGGCUGGGAGAGGAGAGGGGCUAGCAAGUUUGCAGGGCCUCUUGCGGGCAGGGUGACAGUGCAGGCAACGCUGGCUCCCACACUCCCGCUUGCUUGUGCUGCUCCAGCAGUUGGAGUGCCGGGGAUGGGGUCCCCGCACUGGAAACGGCUCUGCCUUUUGUUCCUGGCAGGUUUAACAUCCUCCCUGCUUCUCUACGGUCACUACUACACUACGGUGGAGUCGCCCACCAGCCAGAGGAUCAUAGCCAGCCUGCUGCAGCCUGAGCUGCUGGUCCUGGCUCCACCGAGGACAUCGCACCGAACUGGCAGCCGCACAGGGACCCUUGAAGGUAGCUCAGAGAGUGUGAAGUCCUCCAAGCCAUCCACCGAGCUGAAGGAGCCCAAGCCCCGCAGAAAGCAGGUACACCAUGCCUUCGCUUCAGUGAUGGCCAGAGCUAAGGCAGACCCCAAGUUUGGGAAGAUUUUCCGCUUCAACACUCCCGGUUGCUCGAUGUGGGACCAGCAUUUCACCCCAGAGACCUGGGAGAGACUGAAGACACGACAUGUCCCCUACGGUUGGCAAGGCUUACCCUACAGAGUGGUGGGCAGCACCCUCCAGCAACUCAACACCUCGGCCAACAGGCACCUCUUCAACAAGGACGCCUUCCCCAGAGGCUGCAUCCGCUGUGCCGUGGUGGGCAACGGUGGCAUCCUCAAUGGCUCCCGGCAGGGCAAGGCGAUUGAUGAGCAUGAUCUGGUCUUCAGGAUCAACGGUGCCGUGAUCAAAGGCUUCGAGGAGGAUGUUGGGACUAAGAUUUCCUUCUAUGGCUUCACAGUGAACACCAUGAAGAACUCUCUCAUCGCCUACGAGGAGUACGGCUUCACCCAGAUACCCCAGGGCAAGGACCUGAGGUACAUCUUCAUCCCCUCGGAUGCCCGUGACUACAUCAUGCUGAAGGCAGCCAUCCAAGGCAGCCCAGUCCCAGAGGGCUCGGACAAGGGGGACAAGCCGCAGAAGUAUUUUGGACCAGAGGCAUCUGCAGAGAAGUUCAAGCUGCUGCAUCCUGAUUUCUUGCAGUACCUUACAGCGAGGUUCCUGCGGUCGGCGCUCCUGAACACUCAGUACGGCUCUCUCUACAUGCCCAGCACUGGCGCCCUCAUGCUCCUCACCGCACUCCACACCUGCGACCAGGUCAGUGCCUAUGGGUUCAUCACUUCCAACUACGAGCAGUUCUCAGACCACUACUACGAGCUGGAGAAGAAGCCGCUGGUGUUCUACGCCAACCACGACAUGAUGCUGGAGGCAAUGCUGUGGAGGAGCCUGCACCGAGCAGGGAUCAUGAGCCUCUACCAGCGGUGAGGCCAGGCCAUCGCCCACGGGGGCAAAUCCAAGGACUUCAAUGGCUCUUCUGCUGUUUUCUGAAGGCCACCUUCUCCCUCCUGAGGGCUCUCCCCAGCUGGGCAGCCAGCCCAAGGACCAGACCCACUGCACCGCAGCUGGCGGUGAUGGGAUGGUGAGGGGCAAGCUGAAGCUGGCAGAGAAAUACUGCAUUUCCUCAGGGAUCUCUGGCAAUGUUUCGUGGCUCAGUGUGAUUGAACAUGGCCCUUGCAGCACCAAGAAGCACCAUGGCAUGUGGCUGUGACCUUCAGCCCCACAAACGCGGUUGUGGGGCAGCAGUGGCCCCUGUGAAGCACAGGAGGGGCAGGGUGGUGCUGGAAGAGGAUGCUGGAGAUGCAUAUGCAUGGCAGCCUCUGGGCGGAUAACACCCUUCAGCUUUCCAUCGGGCUCCAGCUCAAAUGCUCAUCACUGUGGUGGGACCACAACAGGCUGAUGAAUCCUUGGACAGGAGACUAGAACAUCCAUCUGAGAGGAAGGUGGUAUGUUUGGAGAACACCUCUCUCUGGGACUGCAGAAAGCCCAGACUCCAGCUGGCUCUGGGUUGACACGUGCUGCUUUUGAGAAGGAUGUGCUACCACUGCCCCUUCUCUAGGCUGCUGUGUUUGCUAAUAAGGAAGGAUCUUAAAAGCCGUGGGGCUAAGAGUAGGGUUACUGAGCUCAGCUGGGACAUCAGAAACAUGGUCUGCCUCUGAGCAUCCUGGAGAGGAGCCUACAGCCAUGUGCACGUGGGCUUUGGCAGCUUCUUCUUGCACAGACCCCACGUGGAGGCCUCUGAGCAGGAAGCCCUGUUGCCCGGGGGUUACGGAUCCUGCUGCCUCGGUGAGUUUCCCCAAACCCCCAAGGGAGAGGUGAAGGCCUUGAACGUGUCAGCCCCGCUGGGGAGGCCGCUCCAGCUGGUGGGCAGGAGGGUUGACUGGGAGCAGAGGGAGCAGCGUAAUCCGAGACAUUUUCCCACUUUGUGUAAUUACAUAAAUGUUGAAUGAUUUUCUUUUAUGCCUGUUUCUGUUGUUUUGACAAACAGGGUGGGUGAGACCCCCCACUCCUGGGAGCAGAGCAAGCCUGUGACAGCAGGGAUGGGAGCGGGACAGGAGCAAGCAGCUCCCAGCUCAGCCUUUUGCCACUUGGGAUGGUGUUUGCUGUACAUCAGCUGGGGAGGAACUGCAGAGAGGGGAGGAGAUAGUACAGUCCUGAGCCAGGGAACCUCAAAGCUCCCUCAAGGUCACAACAGGCUGCUUCCAGCCAUUCGAAUGAGUGUUAUGGAGGGUCAGUCUAGGAGCCUCAGGUGUUACCUCCAGCCUGGAGCCCAUCAGGUGCUCCCAUGUCUCAAAUUAACCUUUGCUCACAUCAGAGCCAUCUUACAGUGGUACCAAGACAGCCUGUUAGCCCUGUUUUCAUUUACAAGCACUCAGCAAAACAUCUUUCAUGGGAAGAACGAGCCAGAUCCUUUUCACCUGACUAAGACAGCAGCAACAAGUCCUCAAACCCACCCUGGCCAAGCCUCAGCACAGCCCAUGCAGGCACCUUUGAACCUGGCAAUCAGCACCUUGAUUCACAGGGCACAACCAACAGGUCUG